GGAUGACAUAAGCACAGGAGGGCCGGCCGGAAAAACUCGCGACAGGAACUUCGUCUCGACAAGCUUCUGAGCAUCCCGAUUGCCAGCCAUUGACCCUCGAUUCCCUGUUCCGGCCCCUUCACUUCCCAAUUCCCUCGUCUUCUUCGAUUGCCGCUCCGGAGUCCAGGGUUUUCUCAAAAUGGCCUCCACCCAAGGUGUCAAUGUCCUGCGCUAUUCGGCUCUCGUAGCCGGCCUCGUCUAUGGUUUCUACCACCAGUCCUCGAUCACCUCCAGCGCUAAGCGUGCCGACGCCGAUCGGGAAUACGCUCGCCAGGAGCGCCUGAUCGAACAGGCCAAGGCGGAAUGGAAGAAGAAGACGGCACCCCAGGAGUCCAAGGCACAGAACGGCGGAGUCAUCACGGAUCCCGAGGACAGCCGGUUCGACCUGGAAGCAUACCUGAAACUGAAGGCCGGAGAGAACUAGAGUAUACGAUCGAAGGUGCAACAUGAGAAGAAAGAUGGUACGGCUUUUCUUUAGGUACGAAGAUCGUACCUCCUAGGGUACAAGAAAGAAAGAUGGUUCGGGGUCAUCCCGAUUAUGUAUUAUUGUUUGGUCUAAUUUCCCCGAGUCGUGUCCUUGCGAGCGAAAGGAAUGAUGUUUUUUCUUUUUCUUUUUUGCUUUUUACUUCGUUUAGAGAUUCUCUCCGAGUCUUGUACAUACCCUGGGCUGCCGUGCAUCUGUACACUACAGUUGGACCAGAAGAGCAAGUGAUUCUGUUGUAUGCUGCCGUGUCGUUGCUGAACUCUUUG
Messenger RNA from Aspergillus steynii IBT 23096, 789 nucleotides. Its product is annotated as ATP synthase subunit e. The record is from RefSeq and is a predicted model, not a curated record. The transcript is spliced from 3 exons. Lineage: Eukaryota; Fungi; Ascomycota; Eurotiomycetes; Eurotiales; Aspergillaceae. Gene Ontology annotation, biological process: proton motive force-driven ATP synthesis. Bases 179 to 463 code for a protein of 94 amino acids. Gene Ontology annotation, molecular function: proton transmembrane transporter activity.